GAUGUUUUUUCCAAGCAAAGUGUUUAUUCUCACAGCAUUUUUCUUAAAAAUUCAAUAAAAUCAGCGCCAAGGGUAAAUAAUGGCUACUUUUUCUCCCAAUAAACUGCGGCAGUGCUCACGGUUCAUGGGCGCACCUUGUACACCAGAAAAGGAGCUGCAGAUGUGCGAUGCGAACAAAAUAAAGUCGUGCGCCAAUCCCACUUACGAAUGCAGCCAGACGCGAAUUGACGGACAUGAGUUUUGCAUUCGCCACAUUCUACGCGAUCCCCGUGCCAACUACCGUCAGUGCACACAUGUGUAUACAAACGGAAGAAAGUGCAUAAACGCGGUGCCCAAAUAUGACAACAAGAAGGAGCAGAUACUGACCACGCUAUGCUUUGAGCACAACCGACAGACGCAGCUGCAGAAGACACACAUAGCCGUGGGUCGUCUCCGGAGUGGCGUCGAGUCCAAUGAGACAUUGCUGAACAGCCUAUCCCAUCACUUGAGCGUGGAGGAUAUCAUGAUCGAGUCUCCGCAGAUAGAGCUCGAUGACGAUUUGAUUGAUGUUGUAUCGCCGCAUGCGGCACCGCUGGUUCAUCAGGAUUAUCGAAACGAAAUAGAGCAAGUUGUAGAAAAGGUGCGACAGCGUCGACGAAUUCUGGAUUAUGCCUCGGACAGUUCCAGCAAUGAUGGAGAUCCGCCAUGUGUUAAGAACACCGGCAAGGAUAUCGACUUGUAUGAAUCGGACCACGAAAGCAACGACUCUGAAGACGAUGAUCCACUAAAGCAUGCCGGCGUUUACACUCGAUCUGAGGCUGUUCGGAUUGCAGAGUCGAAAGUGGAAAAGCUUCAGGGCCUUUACCGCGAGGAGCUGAGCCACUUGCAGCAUGUUCUGAAACAAAGGCGACGACAGUACUUGCACGACAUCCGCCGAGAACGGGAAAUCUACUGCAGCAUCCACGAUCAGCUUAAGGAGACGCCGCACGAGCGCAAGCUCUACGAACAACUAAAGGCGCUCAACAGCUACCAUCGUCGGCAAGGAGUUGAAGCGGUUCUCUACAAAAAAUUCAAAGAGAAGCGAGCACGGGACACGCUCUUUACAACGAAGUCGGCCAACAAUCCCAAGUGCAUUUUUACAGAGGGCGGCGUCAAGUGUGGUGAGCGAACGCUGCCAUGCUGCAAGCACUGCCGCAAGCACAUAUUAGAGGAUAAACGUCAGGUGCUCUUCCGAGCAUGCGGCGUCGAACGAAGCGGUGUUGUGUGCCAGGAGCCGGUAACCAGCAUGCUCGAGGACUCGAACUGUGUGCUGCAUCUGAGCGUGGUGCCGCCCAGGCGUCAGUAUAUACAAAAGAAAUGCGAAUCUGAGACCGAAGACGACGAUGUCCCUACAACAAGUACUUUCAUAACUGAACAUGCAGAUAUAUCUGCAGACAACAGGCUUUCCAGAAGCAUUCGCAAUGUCACCACAGUACACAGAGACGACAGAAAAACGACAGAAAUUCAAAAUCUCAAAAAACAAUCGAGCGCUGCGUAAACCUGUGUGGAAAUUUAAAUUCAAUUCAAUUACUGUAGUAGGCCAAGGAAAAUGUUGUUGCAUAUUACAUGUGUGUCGUACACCCACCAAAUUCGUACAGUUUAUAAUUAUGUUGAUUGAUUGUUCACAAAACUGAUUGAUAAUUA
Drosophila guanche is the source of this 1662-nucleotide messenger RNA. It is a transcript of the gene dgt1, whose product is annotated as KAT8 regulatory NSL complex subunit 2. The record is from RefSeq and is a predicted model, not a curated record. Gene Ontology annotation, cellular component: NSL complex. Bases 80 to 1516 code for a protein of 478 amino acids. The transcript has 5 exons. Lineage: Eukaryota; Metazoa; Arthropoda; Insecta; Diptera; Drosophilidae.